Molecule: messenger RNA, 445 nt
Organism: Mucor mucedo
Lineage: Eukaryota; Fungi; Mucoromycota; Mucoromycetes; Mucorales; Mucoraceae
Product: transcription initiation protein spt4
Exons: 4
Coding region: 34-384 (116 amino acids)
Biological process (GO): mRNA processing; chromatin organization; positive regulation of DNA-templated transcription, elongation
Cellular component (GO): DSIF complex; nucleus
Molecular function (GO): zinc ion binding; RNA polymerase II complex binding
Source: RefSeq, a predicted model, not a curated record
UUUUUACUUUUUUUUCAUUUCUAUAAAAAAAAAAUGUCGCAAGUAUUACCCAUUGAUAAAAAACAGCUGCGUGCGUGUUUAUUAUGUUCGUUAGUCAAGAAUGCAUCUCAGUUCCGAGCUAAUGGAUGUGAGAACUGCGAAGAGAUUUUACAAAUGAGAGGCAGUAUGGAUCGUGUGACAGAAUGUACCAGUGGAAAAUUUGAAGGUGCUAUUGCUUUAAUGCAUCCUAAAGAAAGCUGGGUAGCAAGGUGGCAGCGUAUUGAUAAAUUCCAAAAGGGCGUUUAUGCCAUUGUAGUAUACGGAAGAGUGCCUGAAGAUGUGGAGGAUGAUUUAGAACGACGUGGUGUGACAUAUAGACCUAGAGAUGGCAGUGUCAAAGAUUAAAUUUUUUUUUUUAUAUAUAUAUGUUUAAACAUGUGUUUAUUUAAGAAGGAAAAAAGGACUA